GUGGAGACGAGAGUGAUAAUAAGUCUUCCAAGACUCGUGAAGAAGAAAGAGAGAUCAGAGAUUGAGAAAGAAUGGUGAAAUCGACAAGUAAGGAUGCGCAGGAUCUAUUCCGUUCUCUUCACUCCGCUUACUCCGCUACUCCCACUAAUCUCAAGAUCAUCGACUUGUAUGUUGUUUUCGCUGUCUUCACUGCUCUGAUUCAGGUGGCUUAUAUGGCUUUGGUGGGAUCAUUUCCGUUUAAUUCAUUCCUGUCUGGAGUGCUCUCUUGUGUUGGGACGGCUGUUCUUGCUGUUUGCCUCCGGAUUCAAGUUAACAAAGAAAACAAGGAAUUCAAGGAUUUGGCACCGGAACGAGCAUUUGCAGAUUUUGUACUCUGCAACUUGGUCCUCCACUUGGUGAUCAUCAACUUCCUCGGAUAGGUUCUCCUCUCCUAUCACACCGAGGUUGCUUUCAUGUUAUGGAGUUUCUUAGUUGUCACUUGGAAUCAGAACUUAUAGUUUUGAGAUAAUUUUGUACUGUAUUUGUCAAAAGAAUCAAACCUUUUCGGCUCUCCAAUAAAACACUGUUUCGUGCACUAA
Molecule: messenger RNA, 578 nt
Organism: Raphanus sativus (radish)
Lineage: Eukaryota; Viridiplantae; Streptophyta; Magnoliopsida; Brassicales; Brassicaceae
Product: dolichyl-diphosphooligosaccharide--protein glycosyltransferase subunit DAD1
Exons: 5
Coding region: 72-419 (115 amino acids)
Biological process (GO): protein N-linked glycosylation
Cellular component (GO): membrane; oligosaccharyltransferase complex
Source: RefSeq, a predicted model, not a curated record